CUGGUCUGCGCACAACACCACACAAUGUCAGAUCACGAAAGACCACGCGACCACGAUCGCAAUCGAGACAGCCAGCGCGAGCCACGAGGCGGACGCGACCGCGACAACGAGCGCAGCAACACAGGCGGCGAGCGGCGCAACCGCUCACGAAGCCCACGGCAGGAGCGCGAACGCGGCGGGCGGCGCGACGGCGGGCGCUACCGCUCACGUUCGCCGCUUCGAAGAGAUGAGCGUGACAACCAACGAGAGCGCGGCGACCGAGGGCGAGGCGACCGCAGCGACCGUGGGCGCAACAACGACCGCGGCCCUCCCACAGGACCACGUUCGGGGGCAGGACCACGCGGUCCGGCGUCCGGCGCGCCGCGAGGGCCGGCCAAAGUCAUCAAGGCCGAGGUGUCGGACACAGAGGAUGCCAAGGACGUGGUCAUGGAGGAGCAGCGAGCGCGGCCCGAGGGCAUGGACGACGAGACGUGGGAGAUGGCGCAGGUGAUGGGGUUUGCGGGAUUCAAAAGCACAAAGAAUACCAAAGUGCCUGGCAACGACAAGAACUUUGGAGUCCGAAAGGACAAGCAGAUGGAAGCAAGACAGUACAUGAACCGACAGGGAGGAUUUAACCGGCCGCUGUCGCCAAGCCACGGAUGAAAGUGCUGGAGAAGGUAUCUGGGACUGCGCCAGGUCGGGCGUGUACUAGGAUGAAUCAUGCACGAGGACGAGAUAUGCGCUGGGAGAGGUGCACUGGUACGAAUGCCACACUAGGAGAGUGCACUGGUAUGAACACCACACUGGGAGAGGUGCGCUGGUAUGAAUGCUACGCUGGGACGGAGCUGCACUGGGACAGCUAUACUCUGCUCUCACGGGAGAUGACAAGCUGAAUAUAUGAGCACGAACUACAUGUAUUGGCACAGGCGGCACUCUCCAGACAUGGCAGCACUUGGCCAUGCUAGUAGAAGUGAGCUGCAAUUGGACAUGAACUCCCCAAACAUGGCUGCAUUGUGUCAUGUGAGACGUGAGCUGCACUGUGCCAUAUCAGUAGAAGUGAGCUGCCCAGGCAAGGUUGAGGGCGAGCUGCCGGCCAA
Molecule: messenger RNA, 1076 nt
Organism: Boeremia exigua
Lineage: Eukaryota; Fungi; Ascomycota; Dothideomycetes; Pleosporales; Didymellaceae
Exons: 1
Coding region: 25-642 (205 amino acids)
Biological process (GO): RNA splicing
Cellular component (GO): precatalytic spliceosome
Source: RefSeq, a predicted model, not a curated record